Ambispora leptoticha is the source of this 2559-nucleotide messenger RNA. The record is from the annotation of a GenBank genome assembly. Lineage: Eukaryota; Fungi; Glomeromycota; Glomeromycetes; Archaeosporales; Ambisporaceae.
AUGGCUGACGUUAUGAGCUUAAAUGGUACAAACAAUGUAGCGGUUGUGGGCGGCUUAAAUGUUCUAGAUAAUGCAGAAGUAACGCGUCCCACCUCAGAGUCCGAAGAUGUUGGAAAUGGGAUUGCUCAACUGAAAAGAACUAAACGUUCGAAACCGAACCAAAAUAACGUUACAAAGGUCAUUGAUGUAAUUGCUAGAGAGGUAGCAAAAAACUUUGAGCUGUUUCUUGAAAAUUAUAACGAACCUUUACCAGAAGGUGAAAGCGACGUUUACGAUGAUUCCUCACAAAUUUGGUAUCCUUAUCUUGAGCAAAUCGUAAAGUUGCGACAUCAAAGAAAGCAUACGAUUUACGUGGAUUUUAAGAAACUUCAACUUAAUACAAGACUUUCCACUUGGCAAGCAAUCCGACAACAUUAUCAUAGAUGUGAACCUUUUCUACGUCAGGCAGUUCGAGAUCUCGUAGCAAAAUAUGAUGAAGCGUAUCUUUACAAAGCACCGAUUAUGGACAUCAAAUUGGAUAAUCAACCUCUACGUGAAUUUUGGGUUGCUUUUUACAAUAUCCCGGCGCCACUAUGUAUCCGUGAAUUGAAGAGUGUCACGAUUGGACAAUUGAUAAAAAUUCAGGGAACUGUGACGAGAACUAGUGAAGUUCGACCCGAAUUACUAUACGGAACUUUUGUAUGUGAUGCGUGUAAAAGCAUCGUGAAACAUGUCGAACAGCAAUUUAUUUAUACAGAACCUAAAAUGUGCCAAAAUCCUACCUGUGCAGCACAAAAGGCCUGGUCUUUAGACGUUGAACAAUCCAAUUUUAUCGAUUGGCAACGAGUUCGUAUACAAGAAAAUCCCGAAGAGAUACCUACUGGUAGUAUGCCAAGAACACUUGAAGUCAUUCUCCGAAAUGAAAUGGUCGAAAGGGCAAAACCUGGACAAAGAUGUUACUUUACCGGAACUUUGAUUGCAAUUCCUGAUAUUAAUCAACUUGGAGUUCCAGGCUCUACGGCAGAAAUUCAACGUGCCGCGCGUACUAGAACAUCAGAAGGAUACGGAAAUACUGGUAUCACUGGAUUAAAAGUUCUAGAAGAAGAAAAUACCGAAGAGGAAUUCCUAAAAACUUUGUCGCAUCAAGAGUUAGAAGAGUUACAUGAUUUAUUACAACAUCCAAAUCUUUACCAUUCACUUGUGAGAAGUAUCGCCCCCGCUGUAUUUGGUCACGAAAUAAUAAAGAAAGGAAUUCUGCUUCAAUUGCUGGGUGGAGUGCAUAAAGUCACUAUGGAAGGAAUAAAUUUGAGAGGGGAUAUCAAUGUCUGUAUUGUCGGAGAUCCUAGUACAAGCAAGAGUCAAUUUCUAAAAUACGUAUGCUCUAUUCAUCCAAGGGCCGUCUACACUUCUGGAAAAGCCUCAAGUGCAGCCGGUCUGACUGCAGCUGUUGUUAAAGAUGAAGAAAGCGGGGAAUUUACCAUUGAAGCUGGCGCAUUAAUGUUGGCAGAUAACGGUAUUUGUUGUAUUGAUGAGUUUGAUAAGAUGGACAAAAAGGAUCAGGUUGCCAUUCAUGAAGCAAUGGAACAACAGACUAUUUCUCUUGCUAAAGCUGGGAUUCAUGCAACUUUAAAUGCGCGGACAUCCAUCUUAUCGGCAGCAAAUCCAAUUGGAGGUCGAUACAAUAGACGAUACACAUUAAGGCAAAACAUUGCCAUGUCGGGUCCAAUUAUGUCUCGUUUCGAUCUCUUCUUUGUAGUAUUGGACGAUUGUAAUCCGGAAUCGGACAAACAGAUUGCUCAACAUAUUUUAAAUGUCCACACGCAUAAAGACGCAGUUCUGAAUCCCGAAUUCACUACUGAACAAAUUUUAAGAUUCAUUCAAUUGGCGAAAACACGCAAGCCUAAAUUUACCGAUGAAGCUUCCGAGUUGAUCAAGAGGAUGUAUGUGCAGUUACGAGAAGGAGAUUCCCGUGGAUCUGGUACAAAUUCAUAUCGAAUCACUGUAAGACAACUUGAAAGUUUGAUUCGAUUAUCCGAGGCUAUCGCUAGAGCUUAUUUAUCAGACGAGAUUAAACCAGUAUAUGUGAAGGAAGCUUGCUGGCUUCUCAAACAAUCCAUCAUUCGCGUGCAACACGACGAUGUUCAGUUAGAUGACGACGAAAUGGAAGAGGAAAGAAAUACUGAAAUUGUGAGACCAGAAGAAAUACUUCAAGGAGAAAAUGUAAAUAUUGACGCAAUGGAAACGGAUAAUGACGGAUCUGCUACUUCUGCUGCUGAUCAAGACACUACCAUCACUGAUACGCAACCGAAUACAAACAAUGCAAAGCCACCUCCAAUGACCAUGACAUGGGAAGAUUUUAAUCAACUCAAAAAUAUAGUACUUUCGCGGAUUCAUGAGGCUGGUGGAUGGAUUGGUGAGUCGGAAUUGGUUGUUUGGUAUCUAGAAUCAAUGGAAGACCAGAUGCGUACAGAACAAGACAUGGAAACGGAACAAUUAAAGUUUAAACGUGUAAUAAGGAAAUUAUUACGGGAAAAAUAUUUACUCGAGAUCGAAGAAGAUGAAAGAAGCACAAAGUCCUAA